AACGCUUUUCUCACCUUGACGCUAACUGGACGGUAACGUGCCGCAGCCUGUGCGGUCGCAUAGAGAGGGAGCAGCUCCUGGCCGCACUUCUCCCGAUGUCCCACCGGACACCGACGGCGGCCUCGCGGAGCAGACGUAGCAGACGGACGGACAGCGGGACCGCGACGCACGGGACUCACCGGGAACAUGGCGGCGGCGGGAACAACAACCUGCUCGGUACCGUAGCGACGAUAAAUCAGAGGAACGACGCGGCUGGCGGGCUGGUAACGGAGGAGCAUCACUUAACACAGAGGCAAUGAGGGGAAACCUGAAGGCAGCAGCUCAUCUCUAAGCAACAACAGCAGCAACACAGCGUGCAGCACCACACACCAUCAUGGGCUACAAGAUCCCCGGGGCAGCGAUGGACAGAGUCAGCCUGCUGUGGCGUCUGAGGCGUCGGGCUCGCCGUGGAGCAGUCUGCAUGGCCUUCUUCUGCAUCUCCAUGGCUCUGCUCUACGCCCUCUGCGCCGAAAACAGCGUGCCCGUCACCGACGCCAUCUUCGGGGUGCGGGCGCGAACCCGGGCUCAGCCUCGCACGCACUCCGUCAUCAAGGUGCUGCGAGGAGGAGCCAAGCCCAUGUACAUUGACCCUCAGAAGCUCCCAGGUGUCGUCCCAGGUGACCCUCACCGUCCAAUCCCCGUCCUCUCCUCUCUGAACCGCACCCAUGAGGAGUCGGCAUUGAAGCGGAAGUCAAGGGAGCGGGAGCCCUCCGGGUUUUUCGCUCACCUGCUGCCGCGCCCCUUCACGCGAGCGCUGGAGACCCUGUUCGGAGGCCGGCGGAGGGGGGAGCUGAGCGGCAGAGGGGGGGACGCGGAGUUCUUCGGGCCUCACGGGCUCCUGGGUGAGGUGUGGGACGAUGAGAUGUCCAGUAACAUGCUGGGAAGCAGACUGAGGAAGGUGGUGCAGAACUAUCAGGCGAUGAAUAAAUACGGAGUCGAGGUUUCCGGUCCCGGCGGUGUGUCCAGCAGGCCGAAACUGAGCCGUCCAGAGCUUCUCUGCCAGCUGAAGGACAAGGUAGAGGUCGCCACCUUGACCCCUGACCUCCAGCCCUUCUCCUCACUGCCCUGGGCCGCCCAGCUGCCACUGAAGCCGCUGACCUCUGACCUCGGGCCAUACAAGAGCUGUGCCGUGGUGUCGUCGGCGGGGUCGCUCCGCUACUCGGGACUUGGCAAAGAGAUAGACUCCCAUGAUGCCGUGCUUCGCUUCAACGCCGCACCGACUGCCGGCUACGAGAAGGACGUUGGCUCUAAAACCACAAUCCGCCUCAUCAACUCACAGGUGAUGGCGUCUGAUGAACAUCGUUUCCUGUCCAGCUCUCUGUACAGCUCAGGUGUUCUGGUGGCCUGGGACCCCGCCCCCUUCUCUGCUGACCUCACUCAGUGGUACAACAGGACAGACUACCCCAUCUUCGUCCAGUACCAGAGAUACAGGAGGCUUCAUCCUCUGCAGCCUUUCUACAUCCUGCAUCCUCGCUUUGAGUGGCAGGUGUGGCAGAGAAUACAAGACAACAUGGCUGAGCCCAUCCAGAAGAACCCGCCCUCCUCAGGCUUUCUCGGCACCGUCCUGAUGAUGUCGCUGUGUGAGGUUGUGCACGUGUACGAGUUCCUGCCGUCGCGGAGGAAGACAGAGCUCUGCCAUUACUACCAGCGUUUCUACGACGCUGCCUGCACGCUCGGCGCCUACCACCCCCUCCUGUACGAGAAGAACCUGGUGAAGCGGAUGAACCAGGGCUCCGACCGCGACAUCUACAAGAACGGACGCGUCACGCUGCCCGGGUUCAGCAAGCUGAACUGCACCCAGGUUGCUGCAGGUUCAAACGACCACUGACUUGAGGAGAGCAGUGAAGCAAAGCACACACACACACGUCAACACACACGAUGCAAAGCAGAACCCUGCAUGACAAAAACACAUAGUGAUGAGGACAAGACGCAUGAAAACUUCAUACUCACUGCCGAACAAAAUGAACGCCGUGCCACUCAUUAUAAAUAUUACAUGUUGUUACCACACACUGUAAACACUGGAAGACACACACAUAUACUGGAGUCCAAUCAACUGAUGGAUGUGCCUGCUGUUCACACACACACACACACCACACAUACAUACAUACUUAUGAGGACAUUCCACUGUUUCCGUCCUAAGCUCAACCCUUAAGGGACCAUACUGCUGUUUUCAAAGGUUUUAGCCCGCUAAUUAAAAACUGUGUACUUCAUAUUACUGCCAAACAUUUUCUAAAGCAGUGUGCACUUGUGGGCCCUCAUCAUUGGUUGCUUUACUAAGUGGGAAAGUCAACAUAAUGCUGCUGCAGAAAUAUAUUUAUUUUUAGUUAUCUUGUAACCUCUUAAAUUUGUCCAGGGACGCAUAUUUCUGUCCAAACUCGAUCUGAGUCAGAGCAAGUGGUGCAUUUAAUGUACGCUGGGGCACUGAGUUUGUGUUACCUUGUCAUGCACAGCUUUCCUAUUUACCCUGAUGUGUGGGCACCUUGUAAAUGACGUAGAUUGUUUUAACACACACACAUUAUGCAAAGUUAUCAGCAGUUAAUAGUUCCAAAGUCAAAUGUUCACUGACUGUUGUUCAGCCGACGUGACUGAACCGGAUCCAUAAUUUCUAAAUUUAUGUCCAAACCCGGAUAACCGACCUGAGCCUGAUGGGACUCAACAGGUCGGCUAUUUCUCCAUUGAUUUUCACUCUUCCAGACAAAAAUCAGUCCCACGCGCUGUCAAGAAUUAAAUUUCUUUUCUUUAAAAGGUUCAGUAAGUUACUAAAAUAGUUUUAUUCGUUGAGGACUAUUUUCAGUGGUGGAUUAAUCCACAUUUGGUGCCCUAGUGAGUAUUAUCCUGUGCAUUUUUGCAGCUUAUACUUAAAAUAGUCUCUUUUUGGCAACCAAAUGGUGAUUAAAAAAUGUUGACAACUUAACAUUUUCUAUAAUCCCUUUGAAAUCUGUACAUAAGUAAUAUUAGGUACACACAAUUAAUGAUUUCUGGACUGAAACAUGUAAAACAACCAGUAUGGUCCUUCACCCUCAUUCCAUCCUUAACCCUAAACCAAACCAAAGUCUUACACUGAAUUCUGAAGGGGUGAGAUUUGGCCAAAUGGACGUCAAUUAUAAAAAAUGUCCUCACUAUAUGACAGAAAUCCACCAUUCAGACCUGUUCAGACUAGAGAGGUCCUUUACCUUUUCAGAAAUGUGUGUAUAUAUUGUUACUUUGGAAAGCUACUCUUUUUUUUUUUGUUGUUUCUUUUGUUGGGUGUUUGGAUGGCAGCUGUUUCACUCUGAGCUCUGUUUAAGGUACUCAACAGGCCUGAAAGGAGCUGUAGAGUAAUUUAGUUUUUUCUUUGUUUAAUGGCAGAGGGCGCCAGUGAAGUAACACAGUGAAGUAAGGAAGGGUUGAGUUUUUAGAUCAGUUUCUGGAUCAGUUUUUUCACUGCCGAUUCUGCUUCCCUAACAUCUGAUCACAGGACCAAUCUGACUCAUCUCAGUUUUAACUUUGACUUCAUAAAGACUUACAAUCAGCCUGUCUCAUCUUUGCACUUUACAGUAUGAAAAAGACAGGAAAUAUAGCUGCUUUUCUUUGGUUUCAUACUUUUUUCACUUGUUGCUCUGGGUUUUAUUUUUAGGGAAUUUUUACUGCCCUAUUUUCAGGGCAUUAAAAGCAUCUCUUCAAUCAGCGGGCUCCUGUGGCUUGGCCAAUAUAAACAAAACUGAAAAACAAGUUGCUGUAGUGGAAAAGGCCAACAAGAUUCAGCCAGUAGAAGCAUACAAGAUACAAGAUGCAGCAUGUAAAUCAUCCUUUGGAGUUGUUGGGAGGUGUGUUUUUCACUUCUGAUGAAACUCGGCCAGCUGUUUCCAACCGAAUCAAACUGAUAUCCAUCUUCUCUGGAGAACACAACAGGAAGACGUCAAUAAAAUGUUGGACUGCUCCUUUAAGAAGCCUGUGGAGGGCGUGAAGUGGUUGGAGAGUGACCACGUAUACUCAUACCUGCAUACGCACCUCACUGAACCUAUUUAUCGAAGAAAAUACUGCCUGCAGAUGACUUGACUCCCAACUUCUUACCUUAUCUUACCAGUAAUCAAAUGAUAUGUCCAUCCUCUAACAAGUUUAAAGAAACUAAUAUGAAUUUUCUACCCACUUUGUCAACCCUGUAACAACUUAUUCCCAGUGACCUUUUUAUAAUCCGUACAUAGUGUAUAUAUUAUCACAGUAAUACCUUUGGGGAUGCUCUUUGGGGUGAUUUUAUUUCUACAAACAUUCAUGUGGUCACUUGGCUUCACUGUAACAUUUCUGUAGAAAACUCAUAUGUAACAUCAAAAAACUUGGACUGUAUGGCUGUUCUUGGAAUAAUUUCUUUAAUGUCAAUAUCCUGAAAUCAUGACUUAAUUAUUUCCUCAUCUCAAGAUUACUAAAAUCAUUUUCUGAGGAUAACAGUUUAAUUUAUCUCAUUAUCUCAAGAAAUCACCCUCAAGAAAUCAUCUUGUUAUUUGUCUGAGAGUUGCCAAGAAAACAAAAGGCUGAUUUCUCAAUAAUGAGAUGAAUUAACCCCUCAUCAUGAGAAAAUUAGCUUUGUUAUCUUGAGAUAAGAAAAUAACUAAUUUGUGAUCCUGGACGGAAUCAUAAGUUUCUAAUGAAAUUACAAAAUGACUGUAAAUACAGCCAUUCUUGGCUUCAAUAAGAUAACAACAACUGUGACAAAGAAAUUUUAUAUAACUUUCCUGUUAGAAUGUUAACAAGAUGUGUUAGUAGUUUUGUGAUGACGAGAUAAAGUGAAAUGUUGCAAAAAGCAAAACUUCUUUUAAAAAGAAAAUAAUUUGGUAUCUAAUAAUACAUCAUUAGAACCUGAAAAACAUUUUCAACUUCAUUACACAUCAUUUCAUUGGAAGAUUUAAACUUCAUUAGUUGAAACCAGUUUUUCUCUCUGGCUAUGUAAAAGCUAAAAUGCAUGAAUGAGAGAAGGAAAUAAUCACCAUUCAAAUCUCAGUGUUUUUCAUCUCUGGUUCUGCUCAUCACACUAAAGAACAUCCUCAGGGUCAUGCUGACUUUUAUUCUACUAUUACUGACGCAUGUGAACCAGCUGUAAAUGUUUUCUCCAAACUAGUGUAGCAAGAAGAGAAAGCGAAAACAAACUACUCUGAUAAACAGAGAGAUUAUUCGCAUGGCACGAAUGCAGCUUUUACUUCUUCAUUUUCUCUCCACUGAACGUGGUCACUGAUGUGAAACAGGCAUAUUGUUAUUUGUGUCAUCACAUGUGAGCCAGGUCAUUUGCAUGCAAACAGAGACCCUGAGCCUGGAUUAGACAAUGACUGUGAUGCUCCCUGAAGGAUGAAUUUUAUGUGUAAAUAAAAUGCUGGCAAAACAUCUUAAAUUUGGUUAUUGACCAGGCAAAGCAGGAAACUGCACUAGAGGUCCCAGGCUGACUGCUUGUUAAACUGUUUUGGUAGUUUGAUUAAUUGCAAAUUUGUCAAGGAAACUGUGUCAUUUAAGUACAAAAUUACUUAAGGCAGGUCCUGCAUUGUUUGCUAAAGCUUGACAAAUACUGUACUGUGUUAUUAAUCUUGUGUAGUGGGAGUUAAUGCAACACAGUUGUCAAUCACAGCCAUCGAUCGUGACGUCACAUCCUUCUUUUUAGUUUGGCUCGUAUGUGACGGUAAGAACAACCGACCGAUAUGGAGUUGGAGGAGUUGUCGCUCAAAUGUCUGCCCAGCUUUACGUUGUAGCGAACUCCUUAUCAAAAUCUAGUUUUCACACCUUUAUUUUUCGCUUUAUAUUGUGCAGUUUCCUAAAUAAAAUAGUAUUUAAUCAGAUUACCACAAACUAACUAACACAGAGAACAUCCUGGGGACUGGAGGUGUUGGCAUCAUGGGAGAACUGGUUGUACUGGUUGGUCUUGGAGUCUGUCAGCACACACUGUGUUGAAGCUUAACGAAUCAGAGCUCAAGCAAAGUCUCAGAGUAACAAAAUGUCUCUGCUGUUGUUUUUCUAAUCAUUUUUGUUUCAUGUUUUUUUUCUAUCAGGACUUUAUUGUUUAUUCAGAAGGCAAACACUUGAAUAAUUGAUGUCAUUGCAUUUCAGAGGAAAACUAGGAGAACAUUUUCUCCCUAUGCAGUCGCACUCUCGUCCCAACUCCUGCUCCUUUUAAUUUCAGCCAUCACUGUUAUUUUAUGUGAAAGCUUCUGGCGUUUCAUUUUAGCUUGCAGAUGCACUUUUUCCUCUGCUUUGCCUUCGUCCUCUUGGUUUCUGAGAGGGUUGGUUAAGCUGUUACUGUGGUUUCAUGUGGUCACUGUGGUUUCAUGUGUCUUAAUUUUUGGCACUGAACUUUGUGACUUGAUGUGAGAACAAAAAUGCCCUAGAAACAUACAACUGAGCAUUACAUGUUUGUUUGUUUUUUUGUUGUUGUUUUUCUAAGAUGUGAACUCUUCGUGCCGCUACAUGCUAAAGCCACAGUUCAGUUUUCUUUUAAAUUGUAAAAGCCAAACACACGGAUUUCUUGUUCUGGUUACAUGAUGUAAAACCUGUGUAAUAAUUUAAUACAGUGGUUCCCAACCUGAGGCUCUGGAUCCUCAAUAGCAAGGAUGUAAUUUCCAGCAGGGAAUCAUCCCAUUUACAUUUUAGUUUUAAACUGCCCCUUCUUCUUGGUGCAGGAGGCCUGCAGACACAACUCAGGGCUGGAAAAGUCCACAACCCUCUACAUUUUUCUGUUAUUUUGUGUUAUUCAAUUAUUGGUGAAUACUUGGAAUAUUAUAAUGAUAACCAAUUUAAUUUAAUGUAUUUUUUCCUAUUACUUUUACAUAAUUAUUCUGUUUUGUUGUUGUUCUAGGAUUUUGUUUCCUUGUUUGUUUUGUUGUUUAUUCGUUUGCCACUUAUGAAACCAAACUUGCGCCUUUGCUAAUUUGGCUCACAAGGUGAUUAAAGGGAUAAGGUUUAAAAAUAUGGUAAUUGCACAAAAUUUGUUUUUAUGUUUUGUGACAAUCUAGAGUUACAGCCUCGUGUUUGUAUGUCUCCAACCAGACCAGUUGCAGUUAUGUCCAAAAAGCUGCAGUCCCAGUGAACAUUUGAGCCAGACUUUCCCUCAAGGCGCUCCUGACAUACUGGACAAUAAAAUGACUGUUUGGUUUCACACAGCUUCUGUUCUGAACCAAUUUAACCAGCAAUUAAAAGAUUAGAUGCUGUUUUAUUUAACAAGCCAAAAAAGGUUGGGAACCACUGAUGGGACAUCCUCACUCCCUGAAUAUUACUUUUCACAUCCACACAGGAUGAAACAUGGAAUGAUUGUGCAUUUGUUUUCUUAGCAGUUUAUUAUUAAUUCUGCAUGAAUCAGACUCCAGAACUGAAGGUGGAAAUGUUCAAAUCAAGAAUCUGCUUCUAUCGGAUCAUCAUCAUCAUCUUUAUUAACAUUAUCGUCGUUGUAUUUUGACAAUUCCUCGUCGUGUUACAAACUCUGUCAGUGAACUGUUUACACACAGUCUGGUUAAUGACUUAAUGUUUCAGGUGUUGCCAUUAUUCAGCCAUUUUAUCUGUGUUUAAGCAGGAGGGAGUGAAACACCUCUCAAUGAUGGGAUGAAAAAAUACAUGUAUUUAAAACUUAAAAACCAAGGCAAUCGAUCAAUAAACAACUGACAACAACAAAAA
Messenger RNA from Lates calcarifer (barramundi perch), 7662 nucleotides. RefSeq names its product ST6 beta-galactosamide alpha-2,6-sialyltranferase 1 (gene st6gal1). Gene Ontology annotation, molecular function: sialyltransferase activity. Bases 374 to 1867 code for a protein of 497 amino acids. The record is from RefSeq and is a predicted model, not a curated record. The transcript is spliced from 9 exons. NCBI's taxonomy places the organism in Eukaryota, Metazoa, Chordata, Actinopteri, Centropomidae.